This is a messenger RNA of Saprolegnia diclina VS20, 525 nucleotides long. RefSeq lists its product as hypothetical. Gene Ontology annotation, molecular function: actin filament binding. The coding region runs from base 1 to 525 and encodes 174 amino acids. The record is from RefSeq and is a predicted model, not a curated record. The transcript has a single exon. Lineage: Eukaryota; Oomycota; Saprolegniomycetes; Saprolegniales; Saprolegniaceae. Gene Ontology annotation, cellular component: Arp2/3 protein complex; cytoskeleton. Gene Ontology annotation, biological process: regulation of actin filament polymerization; Arp2/3 complex-mediated actin nucleation.
AUGCCAGCGUAUCAUUCCGCGUACAACGAGCUGCCAUGCGCCGAGGCCUGCGGCUUCGCGCUUCUGCCGCUCAAGAGUCGCACCCGCGGGCCCGCACCGCCAUGCCCCGAGGACCAGGAAGACAUUGUCGACGAGAUCUUGACGCUCUUCCGGGCGAACGUGCUCUUCACCAACUACGAGAUCAAGGGUGCCGCCGACCGUGUCCUUGUCUAUGGCACGCUCUUUACGCACAUGUGCCUCAAGCGCCUCGAGCGCUGCAGCUCCAAGUCGGAUGCGCAGCGCCAGCUGUCGCAGGUCGCAGCCGACAGCUUUGCGAUUCCCGGCGAGUCGAGCUUCCCGCUCGGCGGCAUGGUCAAGAUGGCCGCCAACAUGGCCGAGGGCGAGACGACGCGCGGGUACCUCAAGCAGCUCCGCGAAACCCUCGCGAUGCGCCUCAUCGAGCUCGUGUACGUCGACGGCUCGCGAAGCAAGUGGUGGAUGCUCUUUGCGAAGCGAAAGUUUAUGAACAAGGAACUCACCAAGUAA